Aricia agestis (brown argus) is the source of this 1656-nucleotide messenger RNA. RefSeq lists its product as uncharacterized. Gene Ontology annotation, molecular function: odorant binding; olfactory receptor activity. The record is from RefSeq and is a predicted model, not a curated record. The annotation marks the transcript as partial. The transcript is spliced from 5 exons. Lineage: Eukaryota; Metazoa; Arthropoda; Insecta; Lepidoptera; Lycaenidae. Gene Ontology annotation, biological process: sensory perception of smell; detection of chemical stimulus involved in sensory perception of smell. Gene Ontology annotation, cellular component: plasma membrane.
AUAAAAAACAGAUUUACUGUGACUUCUGCAGAAAAUAUUCUUUGGUUAAUCAAUUUAACCCCUCAAAGUGCAGGGUUUUCAAUUUUGAAGGAGAAUAAUUCAGAGAGGAGGAAGGUCGAGUACGGUGUCCCACAAGGUUCGCGUCUGGAUGUUUCUUGCUUCGACUGGGUCCUGCGGUGUGCUCUUCUCUCGGGCAUGGUGCUCGUCUGUUACUGCGACCACACCUAUGUCUUAUUCCGAGAGAAGACCUUCGAGGAGGCUGCGCGGCUGGCUGAGGUGGGAGCAUCCCUCAUUGUCAGCCGCAUAGAGUGGCUUGGGUUUCGGGUACGCCUAAGCAAGCCCGAAACCGCGAAACUCUUCCGCGGACCCGGGAGGAGAGGUCCCCCACCCGGAGCAAGACUCCUUUUUAGAGAGAUAGAGGUCAGGAUGAGUCCGACGCUUAAAUGUCUUGGACUCAUCCUGGACAGGAGGUGGACCUUCGGCCCACAUUUCCAACAGUUGGGACCGAAGGUCGAGAGGGCGGCGUCAGCGCUGGGCCAGCCUCUGCCUAAUAUAGGAGGGCCCAGCAAAGCCUGCAAGCGGCUAUAUUCCGGAGUCUGUCGGAGUAUAGCCCUGUACGGUGCCCUAAUUUGGGCAGAUUCCCUCACCGCUCUUAUCUUCUGGACUGCACACUUCAUUCUUCUGUUCUACAUAUUUUUCCUGAGUAACGUCGUGAUGGAGAUAAGAGGGGCUUAUAAUGUGAGAGACAUAAUAAAGGCCAAUACUAUACUAUCGGUUAUUAUCAUGAUACUCAGUACUGACUACUGGUUCCUGACUAAGAGGAAGCUUCUAGUAUCAACGCUAGACAAGUUACUUGCUGUGGACGCCAUGUCUCAGGAGAGUGAGGCUUUUCGGGAGAAUCACACGAAGUUUUUGACCUACGUGAAGCGUGUGGUAGUGGUAUUUUACACCGUGAAUUUCCUCAACACAACCUUCGUGUAUUUUCCUCAACGUAUCAACUUCACCAGCGCGUUUUCCACGUUCAACCAGUGUCCAGGAAUCGACGCCAGUGCUGGAAUUACCCGCCAUGUUUGUCGAGCCAUCGCGCUAUCUCAGGAUCUCACUAUAGUCGUAGUGGUAAUGAACUACCAGGCUCUACUGAUAUUUACCAUCGCCCAUACAACCUGCAUGUACAGAAUGAUCGCAAAAGAGAUGGCCGAUCUUAAAAACAGAAGAGAUAUCAAAGAACGCCUGCCCGGCUUGAUUAAACGUCACGGACUUCUCAUGGAUAUUAUUAGGCGUUUGAGAUCGUUAUACAACAUGCCGAUAGGUAUAAACUUCGGCACGAACGCGUACUGUAUCUGCCUGUAUUUCUCCCUGCCUUUAGACCAAAUCAAUUCUUUCAUACCAGUGCUGUGUUAUAACAUUCUUGUGUUUUUCCUGUACUGCUAUUUGUGUCAGAAGUUGAUAGAUUCGUCGAUCGCUUUCGAGCAAGCCGUCUACGAUUGUGGCUGGGAGAGCUAUGAUUUGGCUGACAUGAAGACGGUGUAUAUCGUUCUGAAAUUAGCCCAAAAACCGGUGUCAUUAUCAGCGGCUGACAUGGUGCCAGUCAACAUCUAUACUUUUGCUACAGCUGCCGAAUUUAUGUUUAAGCUUAUAACUGUUCUUAAGUUUUAG